CCAUCUGCCAUCCAUCAUCCAUCGCUGCCAUCCACCCACGCAUCUGGGGACCCUCUCUUCGCAAAGUCGCAUGGUGCGCCCAAAGUCACUUUCUUCCCUCUUUGCCUUUCUAAUCCUCAGUCAUUCAGCGUCCAAAAGUCUCUCCGCUCUUCCAGUCAUCGCUCGUCUCGGCUCCUGACAAGCAUCCCAGCGCCCGGGAACUCCACCGCUGUCAGAAGUCACUCCAGUUCUCCCAUAUCCGCCUCCGUUUCCUCCUGGGCCUCUGGAGAUCCUCCCGAUACCUAUUUGGCACGCCUUCCCCCCCUUCUCCAUCUCGUCUUUCGCUUGAGCUGCCCGUCCAACGCAACUUGCGAACAUCAACCCACGAAAACAACUCCACCUGCGUACUGGACACUGGUUGCGCUGCUGCACCUCGAGGGGAAAGCCCAGAGAUAGGAGCCACGACCCACGAUCGACCACCCGUCCGACUCUGGCCCUCGCCCUCGCCCUACGCAUCCGGCUGCUUCUCUCGCCCUCUUUUGCCAUCCAUAUCCGCAUCUGCAACUCUUGCCUCUGCUCUCCUCUAUUUGUCUCUCUCUCACACACACACACACUCUCUCUCACUCAAUUCACAACUCUGAACCAUAACAUCAUCACCUCGCCUUAACGAUACCCAACCUUCCGUUCCGCCUUAUCUGAUCCUCCUUUUUGCCUCUUCCCUCACAGUACAUCACUUGUCGCGACUUCACUUCAGCCUACAUACUACCUUACUACUACUUCUACUUACUACCGUACUUCCUUCACCUUUCUGCUCCCUCAACAUUCCACUUAAGGAACCCCCUCCGUUCUGGAUUGAAGCUUCGCGCCGGGUACCGCGGUCCCGAAAACUUGACAACAACUGCCAACAGCCUGCUGCAAUUGCAAAGGGUAACCCACACAGCCUCGAGUACAUAAUCAUAACCGCCUCAAUGCAACAAUAGCCUCGUCGUCCGCACAGAGACCGACACGAACCGGACCGCAAGCAACGCCUUGUAGUCUUUCGACCAUUACCACAGCCUUGAUUUGAUCAGUCGCUCUCUGGCCGCCGUCGAACUGGAUUCACGAGCCCCCAUACCAACAUCACACCGCCAUCAGACAUCUUCAUCAUGUCCGCUUUGCCACCCGACCCGUACAAGAUUUUAGGCGUUUCCAAAGAUGCACAACUCGCAGAAAUUCGAAGUGCCCACCGAAAGCUCGUCCUCAAAUGCCACCCCGACAAGGUCCAGGACCCGACGCUCAAGGCCCAAAAGCAAGAUGAGUUUCAAAAGGUUCAGCAGGCCUACGAGAUUCUGAGCGACGAAAACGAGCGAGGCAAGUACGAUGACAACGUCAAACUGGCCGAGCUCCGCAAGGAGAUGGCCAAGGGCAUGUCCGCCAACACCUCGGCUCCCAGAGCGCCUGCCGCCAGAUCCUACGAGGUCCGCACCGCCGAGCCCCGACCGGAUACCUACAAGACAACGUACCGUGCCUCCCCCGGCGGCAAGCCCAUGUACUCUACCGGGUACAAUUCUCGAUCUUGGGACGAAGAAAUUCACAGCAGAUCAAAUUCCAUCUUCGAAGAGCCUAGGGCUCGCCGGGCCGCAAGUUACGAGAAAAGUUACGAGAAACCGUCCCGCCAAGACGAAGAAAGAGAUCGAGAGCGGGAACGGGAACGGAGACGUAAGGAAGAGAGGGACAGAGAACGCGAGGAGCUCGCCCGUGCCGCAGACCGCAAAGAAAGGGAACGCGAGAGGGAGCGUGAAAGAGAACGCGACAAGGAGCGAGAACGCCAAGAACGCAAGGCGUACGAAAAGCAGCUCAAGAGGGCCGCCGAAAAGGCCGCGGCCGACAAGGAAGAGCGUCGUCAAGAACGCAAGCGCCAAGAGAAGGCCGAGAAGGAGAGAGAAAAGGACCGUAAACGCGAGGCCGAAGAGAAGUCGCGCAGACACAAGCCUGUCUACAUCGAAGAUGAUGAGUCCAGCUACUUCGCCAAGUCUGACAAGAAGAAGUCAAGUAGCACCAAGGAGAAGGAGAAGGACAAGCGAUCUCGCUCGAUCCCGCCUGGAGGCGCCCCUCUCCGUGAAGAGCCGCCUGUGCCACCGGUGCCUACUAUUCAGGCCGAUGCCAAAGUUUCCAAAUAUGCCGACACCAUGCUGUACGCAGCGUCAUACAUGGAUCAGUCUCGCAAGGCAGUUCACCCAGGUCUGAGCCGUGCCCAGACUUCGUACGAGCCUCGACAUGUGCCUGUCGCGGUCCCGACGCCGCCCGCUGCGAUUCCUUUCGCUCCUCCUCCCAUCCCUACGGUCGAGGAGGACACCAGUCGCAGAUCAAAGUCGAGACGCUCCUCUGAGACCAAGACACGGGACAAGUCAAGUCAUAAGAAAUCAUCACCCACAAAGGAGGCACCGGUUCCGCCAUCGCCCAAUGUUGUCGAUGCCUCUCCCAGCACUCGCCACAUGGCUCAGUUCGCUUCCGCGACAUCUUCGCCAGCAUCUACCUCGCCGCCUAAGCACUUGGGUAGAGCGGCCACCUUCAACGAUGGGUACAACCGUCCUCCUCCUGGUCCUGUCAGGGCUCAAACAUUUUCCCAUGUGCCUGCUGAGUCUGCCGACGUCCGGGGCCGUGGUCGCUCAAGGCUGCAGCCGCAGCAGGUUUUGAGCGAGGACUCUGAUGAUUCGGAGGAAGACCAACGUCAUCAGCAAAGGAGUCAUCGACACAGAACGCACUCUCCCGAGGCGAUACCGUAUGAGACUGGCCAACGCACUCGAUACACUGUCAAUGCUGGAAGAGCAGUCCCAGUCGCUGCUGAGGCUGCAUAUGCUUCAGCCUAUCGCGACGACUCUCCUCCGAGGAAGGUCAAGCACGACUACUACAGUGUCCGCCCUUCCAUGCCGUCUCGCGAGGCAAGCUACCAGAGCUCCAACCCGUAUUUUUCCAAGGUGAAGACGGCGAGAUAUGAUGACGUUCAGUACACCAACAUCCCGCAUCGUUACCGCGAUGAGUAUGCAGGCUACGCUUAGCGGCAAAUAAAUGGCGCAGCUCAUUAACGUCUCGAUCUCACAAUGGUCAUCCCGCCCUCUUCGCAAUGAGAGAUACUUCGCUCUGCUGGAACGCGUCGAUGUUCAUCCUCCUUACGUCCUAAUUCGCGCGGCUGAUUUCCAUUUUCUAUGUUUUUUGUUAGCUUUCAUGUUUUCAUCUCGAGCUCUUUUUCUUUGGUUCGUGCUGGUAUGAAGGGGACGAUAUGAAAGAAAACCAUACAGUAACGAGUACCGAUCUGUCUUAUUGAUAUCAACCUGGGAGGGCUGCGAUUGACGAGCCCGAAAUGGCGCUGAGGGCAUUUGAGGGACUGAGGCCGCUUGAGACGGCUAUUGAUUGGCAUUUAUGGAGCGAGACGUGCUGGGCGGUGGUGUUUGCCUGGGAUGACGGGUGCUAGGCAAAGUGGCGACUGGGUAGGGAUAAAGGAAGCUUCUCGAGUUCGGUCAGGUGCCUUGUGAUGAGGCGUUCACGAACAACGAAGCCUUACCAUCUCCCUCCUUCCACAUGACCAGGCUGAGCCCCGUUUCAGCUCCAGGCAGCCGGCCCCGUCCACGCAACGGGGACAUUGGGAACGUCCUGGGUUUCUCACAGAAGUUGUUGUACGCUGGAGUCUGACGAUACACACAUGCAUUGGGAUGGCGACAUAUAUUUUACACAUUUACUGGCUAUUUUUUCCAGAUCUUUAACGAACUCAAGACAUAUUUUCUCAUCCUUGUCAAAUCGUUUUUUUUUUUUUUUGUCAUUCGCUACAAGGAGUUUGAAAGCGGAGGGGAUAUACCACACUCAUUUUGUGCACGAGUCGGGGAAGGAGAGAAACAAUGGAAAGAGGAAGAACAUAUGAAAGAGGAGGAGUUAUUAUACCAUUAUGGUGGGCAUGUGCCUGUUGAGGAAAGGACGAUCAUCGUGAAGGAUAGUCGUGGGUCCUGGGAGGGCGGCUAUAGUUAGAUUCUCUGUCGAAUGGAAAUGCAUUCUUGACACGUCUAUCUUGCUGACUCUCGAUUCGGUGAUGUUCUUUGACGAGAUCGAAUGAUGGUUAAGAGAAAAUGCAAGUGCGAUGGUACGAGGUUGGAUCACGGUGGCCUGGACUCGGGUGGUCUAGACCUGGUUGAUGCGUCUAGUCGAGUGAUUACGACGUUCGUUGGGGGGUGUUCUUGGGAGAGAUUAUGGAACGAGAAUAAGAAGCGUGGGGAGGUGUUUUUCCAUUUAUUAUAUUGCGGCUGAGAUUACUUCUUGGUCUUGGGGAUUUCGGUGAGGGUGACGUGUCACGCAGAUACUGAUCAGGCUGUCUACGGAGCCUCGGGGGGCUUGGCUGAGAGGUUCCGAAGGCGAGGGCUGUGUCGAAUUGACUGGAGUUGAGCUGGCCUGGUUAAGAUAUGUAUAAAAAGAGAGGCUGGGGCUUCAUUUUUGAAGUUCUACUACAGAGUCAAAUCUCUGAGGUUACUGCCGCCGAGGUAAAGACAUCCCACUUGCGGUUGACGCGCAACCUUUGUAUCUGCUUGGACCUAGGAUCCAAAUUCUCUGCAAGCUAAUGUCCCUCAGCCUCUGUAUCUGGUACCUGCGGUCCAAGGAGCUCCUCGGCCGUUUGUUUUCACGGGGUAAUCUGC
This is a messenger RNA of Colletotrichum scovillei, 4637 nucleotides long. Its product is annotated as molecular chaperone DnaJ. Gene Ontology annotation, biological process: spliceosomal complex disassembly. The coding region runs from base 1125 to 3017 and encodes 630 amino acids. Lineage: Eukaryota; Fungi; Ascomycota; Sordariomycetes; Glomerellales; Glomerellaceae. The record is from RefSeq and is a predicted model, not a curated record. The transcript has a single exon. Gene Ontology annotation, cellular component: spliceosomal complex.